Messenger RNA from Myxocyprinus asiaticus (Chinese sucker), 3050 nucleotides. RefSeq names its product mitochondrial fission regulator 2-like. The transcript is spliced from 7 exons. Gene Ontology annotation, biological process: aerobic respiration; mitochondrial fission. NCBI's taxonomy places the organism in Eukaryota, Metazoa, Chordata, Actinopteri, Cypriniformes, Catostomidae. The record is from RefSeq and is a predicted model, not a curated record. Bases 145 to 927 code for a protein of 260 amino acids. Gene Ontology annotation, cellular component: mitochondrion.
UCUCACUCAAACAGCUUUAUUUGAGUGUACAUGCGCGAAAAGCGUGACACGGAAGGUCACGUGGAGAAGACAGUUUGGUUCAGUGAGUGUUGUUAGUUGAAUCUGUCUGCACUGUGGAAUAACACACUACUAGAAAUACUGGCAAUGUCUCUGCUGGAGGACAUUGCUGAUCUACUGCGAUGUGUCCUGGAAUACUUUGGAGUACCAGCUGACAUGCUGGUUCCAGUAUGGGACAGUACCCUGUGUGGGCAGUACCGGAGCAUAAUCCGUAUGAUUGGGACAAACCUACUUCUCUCUCCGUACCCCAGACUGCAGUUUCAGAUUCCCCUGCAAACACUUAGUAGACAUGGCCAUAUUGAUGUCUCAGUGGACACUCCAGUUAUUCCUACAUUAGCUGAUGUGUUGUGGCUGGUGGAAGAUGAAGGAGACAGUCACACUAAAUUCAGGAAUGUUAUCCCACUGAGGAAACACUGUGUACCGCAAGGUUUUGAGAUUCCCUCAAUGGGGUCUGAAGGCCAAAUAUCUGUGUCCGUGCAUGCACAGAGAGGAGGCAGGCUGCUAGGGCAGGGCACCCAGCCAGAGGCCCUGCAGAAGAUCUCAGCUCUGGAAGAGGAACUCCAAAGACUACGGGCACAGAUUGCUAUGAUAGUCACAGCUCCAGCAGGUACCAUACGUAGUCAGUCUGGCAAUGCUGUAAGGUCUCCAGGUGGAACUCCAGUAAGGAGACGGAGAAGUAAAGGCAUAGCAUGUUCUUCUGACCCCGCAGCUCUCAUCGCUGAAGCACUGAAACGAAAGUUUGCACACAGACAGAGAGAAGAUUCAUUUGGUAAAGAGAACUGCUCGGCUGAACCCUCUCCGUUCAGCAGCCCAGACACACCCAAAAUCUUCCAUCACACCAGACACAGCCAGGGACGCAUUUACCUUUGACCCUUGACCUUAAAGUCUACCAGGAACAAAGUUGUGUCAUGGACUAAUAACAUAUUUCUUUUUCUAUGUUGGUUGCACUGUUUCUCUUUCCUUCCCCCUUUUCUCUCUAAAUUUAUAACAUGGGCUUCCAUCAGAGUACACUGUGCAUGUUUUGGAGCAAUGAUGAUUUUUAUGCAGGCAUCAUUUUUGUACAUGCUGAUUUUUAUUUUUUUAUUUGUAAAUAUUCUACACAAAGGACUUGUUAAUUGUGAAUGUAAAUGGCUAAAUAGCAAUGCAAUUAUGAGCAAUCCAGUUACUUUCAAAAUAUGAUUUACAGAUGGCUGAACUAUGCAAUUCCUUUAACUUUGUUUUGUUUUUAUAAACUGAUGUCUUUAAAUGAAUGUUGAUACCUAGUUGUACUAACGAAGGUUCUCUAAACAACUUCAAUGUUUAAGUUCAGAAAAAUGGUACCUGUUCUGCUCUUAAUUUAUGAAUCCAUUUUUCUGCUGUACUUUCAUCCUCUCCUACAAAGUGCAGUUUUGCUCUCAAAGGCAAUAAACAAGCUCUAAGCUUUUGAAAUGUAUUUUUUCUACCCCCUUUAAAAGUGUGUACAGCUACAUCAACAUUAUUACUAUUAAAGAGUUAUUUCAGCAAAAAAAAAAAAAAAAAAAAUCUCUCAUUUACUCACCUUCAUGCAAUCCCAGAUGUGUAUGACUUUCUUCUGCAGAACACAAAUGUAGAUUUUUAGAAGAAUAUCUCAGCCCUGUAGGCCCAUUCAGUGCAAGUGAAUGGUGACCGAAAUUUUGAAGCUCCAAAAAGCACAUAAAGGCAGAAUAAACGUUAUCCAUAAGACUCCUUUCUUCUGAAGCAAUCCAGUUGGUUUUGGGUGAGAACAGACCAACAUUUCACUCCUUUUUUUCAUUGUACGUCUUAACAGCAGUCUCCUUGGCAAUCAUGAUUUCAAGCUCGAUCACUUCCUACAGCGCCAUCUAGCGUUCUGCGCAUGCAUCAAGCACUAAGAAGUGUAAUUGAGCUUGAAAUCAUGAUUGAGCCUAGAUACUGCAGUUGUGAAAAAGGAUUUAUAUUUUGGAGCGCUUCAGAAGACAUGGAUUAAAAUCACUGGAGUUGUAUGGAUUACUUUUAUUCUGACUUUAUCUCCUUUUGGAGCUUCAAAGGCCUGAUCACCAUUCACUUGCAUUGCGUUUGUGUUCAGCAGAAAAAAGAAAGUCAUACACAUCUGGGAAGGCAUGAGGAUGAGUAAAUGAUGAGAGUAUUUUCAUUUUUGGGUGAACUAUCCCUUUAACCUUGAAGCAUGUAAGUAAAUACAAAACUAAAUGCGUAAGUAAUAUUUUUAGUAAUUUUGUUGCAAUUAUUACGGAAUAGUUCACCCAAAUGUGAAAAUGUAAUAAUUUACUUGCCUGACUCUUUAACGCAACAAAAGGAAUUUUAGAGACUGACAAUCUGAGUAACCAUUCUUUUUCAUUGCAUCUUUCCAUACAGUGAAAGUUAAUGGUGACAUCUCCUUUUGUGUUUCACAGAAUAAAGAAUGCCAUGUGGGUUUGGAACAAUAUGAGUGUGAGUAAAUGAAGACAGAAUAAAAACAUUUUCUGUGAUCUAACCCUUUAAAAAUGGAUGGAGAAUGAGCUACCUGGUCACAUACAUAAGCACACUUUAUAAAAGACACGGACCUAUAACAUAUGCAAGAAAAGUGUUUAUACUAUUGUUGUCUGGCCAAGUGUGUGUGUGUGUGGGUGGAUGCUUAUUUGAUGGAAUAAUUGCAGUGUGUUGCAUAUGUUUGUUGUGUCUGUAAACCACAUCCUUCCAAUCACUAAAGGUUAUCAUGGAGAGGAUAUGCUGGUCUACCGAGACAGGAAAUGGUUACACGCUGAAAAUCUGAUUGAUCAGUUGCUUCCGUCAGUCAUGUUGAUGUUGGUCUGACAGGAGGGUGUACAGAGUGGAAUUUUGCACUGUAAAGUCUCACCCCCACUGCUAUAUCUGGCAUAGGAUUUCUAUUUUUGUUUAUCUUCGAAAAUGCACCUGUUCUAAUGAGAAACUUUUGGACUACAUUUAAUGCCACGCCCCCUUUCCAUAACGCAAAUACAUUGUUCCACAAGUUGGCGAAGAAUUUGGCAAGAGAAUGUUGA